CAUUUUAAUCAGACCAUCUGCAGCUGGAACAAGCCUCUCUUUGGGGUCACAAUGACCACUGAAGGCAGGGGAACUUUAGGCCUUAUCCCCAGGAGUGCUGCUUUCCAGAAACUAGAGGGACGCCUGACCGUGAAGCAGGAGCCAGGGAACCAGACUUGGAGUCAGGGCUGCAGUCUCCAAAAGAACCACCCUCCUGUCUGUGAAAUCUUCCGGCUGCACUUCAGGCAAUUAUGUUAUCAUGAGAUGUCUGGGCCACAGGAGGCACUGAGCCGGCUCCGGGAGCUCUGUCACUGGUGGCUGAUGCCAGAGGUACACACCAAGGAGCAGAUCCUGGAGCUGCUGGUGCUGGAGCAGUUCCUGAGCAUCCUGCCUGGGGAGCUCCGGACCUGGGUGCAGCUGCAUCACCCUGAGAGUGGAGAGGAGGCUGUGGCUGUGGUGGAGGAUUUCCAGAGACACCUCAGUGGACCAGGAGAGGUUUCAGCCCCAGCACAGGAACAGGAAAUGCAUUUGGAGGAGACCAUGGCUCUGGGUGCAACAAAGGAAUCUCCUCCUACCUCACCCAUCAAUGGGGGCUCAGCUCCUGGAGCCCACCUGAAGUCUCCUCAUGACCCAGGGGCACACCACCUUUCCAAUGGACACUUUGCUCAACUUGCUUCCCAAGUUCCUGCCCUUCCCCAAGCAGGGAACUCAGGAUACCAAGUAGAGGCAAGUAUACUUCAGAUGGUCAGGCCCCAGGAUACUGCGGCAUAUGAGGACCUAUCUGUGGACUAUACUCAGAAGAAGUGGAAAGGUCCAGCACUCAGUCAGAAAGCUCUAUACCGGAACAUGAUGCCAGAAAAUUACCACAGCAUGGUCUCCUUGGCAGAUGCAAACAUGAUGGAGCAUUCAGUGUUGACUCUGAAGCAGAAAAUGUCUAAAGGAUCAUUGUCAUCUGAUAGGACAUCAGGGGGACUCUUUGGGGUAGCUCCUGGGAAACCAGAGCCUGGAGAUGUCAGUCAAGAUACUUUCAAGAAGCUAGAAGAGGCACCCAUAGAUGAAGAAGGGAGCAGAUUAGAAAGUGAUUUAUUGGAAAUAACAGAAAAGGAUAAGAAAAAAUCCAUAAAAGACAGAUGCAAGGAAAAUAGGGAACAUCCAAAUUUGUCCUCCAGUUCUGUUGAAUAUGAAGGAAUUCUAAAGGGACAGAAAUCCUAUCAGUGUGAUGAGUGUGGCAGAGCUUUCAAUCGUAGUUCACACCUCAUUGGCCAUCAGAGAAUCCACACUGGAGAAAAACCCUAUGAGUGUAAUGAGUGUGGUAAGACCUUCAGGCAGACCUCUCAGCUCAUUGUUCACCUCAGAACUCACACAGGCGAAAAACCCUAUGAAUGCAAGGAGUGUGGAAAGACCUAUCGGCACAGCUCCCAUCUCAUUCAACAUCAGAGACUCCAUAAUGGGGAGAAACCUUAUAAAUGUAAUGAAUGUGCAAAAGCCUUCACUCAGAGUUCCCGACUUAUUGACCACCAGAGAACCCAUACUGGAGAGAAACCUUAUGAAUGCAUUGAGUGUGGAGAGGCAUUUAUUCGGAGUAAAAGUCUUGUCCGACAUCAGGUCCUUCACACUGGUAAGAAGCCUUACAAGUGUGAUGAGUGUGGGAGAGCUUUCUGUUCCAAUAGAAAUCUUAUUGACCAUCAGAGAAUUCACACUGGGGAGAAGCCUUUUGAGUGUCAUGAAUGUGGCAAGGCCUUCAGUCGGAGUAAAUGUCUUAUUCGACAUCAGAGUCUCCACACUGGGGAAAAGCCAUACAAAUGUAGUGAAUGUGGGAAAGCCUUCAAUCAGAACUCUCAACUUGUUGACCAUGAGCGAAUUCAUACUGGAGAAAAACCUUUUGAGUGUAGUGAGUGUGGUAAGGCAUUUGGUCUGAGUAAAUGUCUUAUUCGGCACCAGAGACUUCACACAGGUGAAAAGCCGUAUAAAUGCAAUGAGUGUGGAAAAUCAUUUAAUCAAAACUCACACCUUAUUAUACACCAGAGAAUUCACACUGGUGAGAAACCGUAUGAAUGUAAUCAGUGUGGGAAGGUCUUCAGUUAUAGCUCCAGCCUUAUGGUACAUCAGAGAACCCAUACUGGGGAAAAGCCUUAUAAAUGCAAUGAUUGUGGAAAAGCCUUUAGUGACAGCUCACAGCUUAUUGUGCACCAGAGAGUUCACACUGGAGAGAAACCUUACGAAUGUAGUGAGUGUGGUAAAGCCUUUAGUCAGCGUUCCACUUUCAAUCACCACCAGCGAACUCACAUGGGAGAUAAGCCCUCAGGUCUGGCUCGGUCAGUCUCUUAAGGCACAGUUCUGAGACAAAAAACAAGGACCUUUGAGUUAAGUUUUCUUAUAAGAAGGAUGUCCACCCUGAUUUCUUGGUGCCACUAAUCAUAGUGGAACAUUUCCUACCUGUUUUCCCUGGAGUCACUAAGGUGUGAGAGGGAAUAACUUAGUUCAAUCCUUACCUAUUAUUAGGAAAGUAAGGACUACACAUUUCAUUUACUUAUAGGUUUCCUUUUUCUUUUUUAAUAUUUAAAAUUCUGUCUCAUUUCUUAGUUAUGCAUUCAUAAUUGGCCUGUGUGCUUCUCUAGGACAGGAAAUACCUUCUCUGCUCUACUUCCUCCAUUUCACCAUUUACAUAAAGUCAUUCAGCAAGGCCGAUUCAUGCUUUCUUGCCCUUUGGCUAUGGCCCUCCUUGUCUAUUCUGUAAACUUUACAGCCUCUCAUCACUUAUGUUUCCUGCGUAGAAAACCUUUUCUUCCUUUUUACUAUCUGUUCCUCACAGCCUUCGAAAUCCAUCUCAUCUCUUUAAAACUUUCUUCUAAUACUGCCUUAUUUUUAAAACUUCUAUUGAUUUGACUCAAUGCUUUGAAUUAGGUGGUGCUACAAUGUGCAACUGUUAAAUUGUGUCUACAUAUUUUCAUACCAAUUUUUUGAAGGCUUUUUGAGGUCAGCUAUGUGUCUGUUUCAGCAUAUAGAUAAUACUUUCUACAUACUAGUUAUUAAAUAAAUAAAUUUUAAAAUCUCAA
Carlito syrichta (Philippine tarsier) is the source of this 3035-nucleotide messenger RNA. RefSeq names its product zinc finger with KRAB and SCAN domains 7 (gene ZKSCAN7). Lineage: Eukaryota; Metazoa; Chordata; Mammalia; Primates; Tarsiidae. The transcript has 5 exons. The record is from RefSeq and is a predicted model, not a curated record. Bases 52 to 2307 code for a protein of 751 amino acids. Gene Ontology annotation, biological process: negative regulation of transcription by RNA polymerase II. Gene Ontology annotation, molecular function: DNA-binding transcription repressor activity, RNA polymerase II-specific.